Molecule: messenger RNA, 1020 nt
Organism: Lucilia cuprina (Australian sheep blowfly)
Lineage: Eukaryota; Metazoa; Arthropoda; Insecta; Diptera; Calliphoridae
Product: malate dehydrogenase, mitochondrial-like
Exons: 1
Coding region: 1-1020 (339 amino acids)
Biological process (GO): tricarboxylic acid cycle; carboxylic acid metabolic process
Cellular component (GO): cytoplasm; mitochondrion
Molecular function (GO): L-malate dehydrogenase (NAD+) activity
Source: RefSeq, a predicted model, not a curated record
AUGUGGAGUUCUUUGCGCAGAUUAACUCAUACCAGCGCCCCUUUGGAAAUGUGUAAAAUUUGCAUAUUGGGAGCCGAUGGUGGUAUCGGCCGACAUUUGGCUCUUAAACUAAAACUAAAUAAAAAUAUAACCGAUUUAGCAUUGUACGAUAUGGCAGACACAAAAGGCGUUCGAGAAGAUUUAUCUCAUAUUGACACCAUGACCCAAGUAUUUGCCUAUAGCGGUGAGAAAGCUUUAGUGGAAUCUUUGAAAUGCAGUAAUAUAGUGGUGGUAUUGGCGGGACAAGCUCAUUCUCCUAAAUUUAGUUCGAGAGAAGCCAUGUUUGGAGCCAAUGCUGAGCUAAUGAUUAACUUUAUGAAGGCUACUGUGGAGGCAUGUCCCCAUAGCAUGCCAUUUAUACAUAUAGUCACCAAUCCGGUGAAUGCUUUAGUGCCUUUAUGUGCAGAGUACUUAAAAGAUGUGGGUUAUUAUAAUCCUAAAAAGCUAAUAGGUUCUUCUUCGGUAGAUACUAUGCGGGCACGUACUUUUCUGGGCCAGGUAGUGGGUUGUGAUCCCUCAAAACUUAUAGUGCCUGUUGUGGGCGGACACUCUGCGGGUAGUAUUACCCCCUUGGUUUCACAAAGUAAACCCCGUUUCGAAUUGGAUAAAAAGGUUCAGCAGCAAUUAGAAGAUCGUAUAGUUCAUGGUGCCGGUGAAGUGGUUAAGGCUAAGAAAACUCAAGGCGCUGCUCAACUGGCUAUGGGUCAUUGUGUGGCGAAUUUUUGUGAUUCUAUAUGUCGUGCUAUAAAUGGUGAAAAGAAUGUAGUAGAAGUGGGUUAUGUGCCAGCAGAUGUUAAUGAGUUGGAAUUUUUUGCCUGCAAUUUUACGGUGGAUAAAGAGGGGAUUACAGAGUGUCAUCGAUUGCCUCCUAUGUCGGAAUAUGAAACCGAGUUAUUUUGUAAAGCGGUAAAGGAUGUUCAAAAUAAUAUUACUACGGCGAAAGAGUUUUACAAGAAAUAUAAAGCAGAGAAGUGUAAAUAA